Messenger RNA from Cylindrotheca closterium, 197 nucleotides. NCBI's taxonomy places the organism in Eukaryota, Bacillariophyta, Bacillariophyceae, Bacillariales, Bacillariaceae. The record is from the annotation of a GenBank genome assembly.
AUGACAAGCAAUACGUACAAUGAAAGCAGCAGCAGCAACAACACCAACACCAACACCACCAACAACAACAACAACAAAACCCCCGUAUUAGACUUGGGAGAGAUUGGCGUUGGAUUGAUGCAAUGGGGAACCACAAAGAUUGAUGAACGAGUGGUCAAUCCCAAGGGAAAUUUGAGUGACGACACGGUACAAGAACU